Messenger RNA from Gossypium raimondii (Peruvian cotton), 1678 nucleotides. RefSeq names its product formamidopyrimidine-DNA glycosylase. Gene Ontology annotation, molecular function: oxidized purine nucleobase lesion DNA N-glycosylase activity; zinc ion binding; damaged DNA binding. The coding region runs from base 149 to 1474 and encodes 441 amino acids. The record is from RefSeq and is a predicted model, not a curated record. Lineage: Eukaryota; Viridiplantae; Streptophyta; Magnoliopsida; Malvales; Malvaceae. Gene Ontology annotation, cellular component: nucleus. Gene Ontology annotation, biological process: base-excision repair. The transcript is spliced from 11 exons.
UUGCUGUCCUUUCGUACCAAACGAAUUUAAUGACUAAAACAAAUUAAAAUUUAAUCCACAGAAGAGGAAAAUCUUUCACACUUCCUCUGUCAGAAGUCUCAAAGACCAAGAAAAAGCGCGCGAAAGGUGGUAAAACCCUAGCGAAGCAAUGCCGGAGCUUCCAGAGGUAGAGGCAGCAAGAAGAGCGAUAGAAGAGAACUGCUUGGGGAAGAAGAUCAAGAGAGCGAUUAUAGCCAAUGACUCUAAAGUCAUCGAAGGAGUCUCCUCCUUGGACUUCGAGUCCGCUCUCUUAGGCAAGACCAUCGUCUCUGCUCACCGGAAGGGCAAGAACCUCUGGCUCCACCUUGAUUCCCCUCCUUUUCCCUCUUUCCAGUUCGGCAUGGCCGGUGCUAUUUAUAUAAAAGGCGUUGCUGUUACAAAAUAUAAGAGGUCUGCUGUAAAAGACAAUGAUGAAUGGCCUUCCAAAUAUUCAAAGUUCUUUGUUGAACUAGAUGAUGGUUUGGAGCUAUCUUUCACUGAUAAGAGGCGAUUUGCUAGAGUCCGCUUGCUCAAAGAUCCUACAUCUGUGCCUCCAAUAUCUGAGCUUGGUCCUGAUGCACUGUUUGAGCCUAUGACGAUUAAUGAAUUUACUGACUCCUUGAGCAAGAAGAAGAUUGGCAUUAAAGCUCUAUUGCUUGAUCAGAGUUAUAUCUCAGGAAUUGGCAAUUGGAUUGCAGAUGAAGUGCUAUACCAAGCAAGAAUUCAUCCUCUGCAGAUUUGUUCCAGCCUGUCCAAAGAAAACUGUGCAACUUUACACAAUUGCAUCAAGGAGGUCAUUCAGUAUGCUGUUGAAGUUGAUGCUGACUGCAACCGUUUUCCUUGUGAUUGGUUGUUUCAUUUUCGGUGGGGCAAAAAGUCUGGAAAAAUUAAGGUUGAAGUUGGGGCAGAUAGUAGUCAGUUCCCUAGUAAUUGGAUAUUUCAUUCUCGCGAAAAGAAGCCUGGCAAGGCUUUUGUUGACGGGAAGAAAAUUGAUUUUAUCAAUGCUGGUGGCAGGACAUCCGCAUAUGUACCGGACUUGCAGAAAUUGAGUGGAACAGUAGCUACAAAAGCAGCAGGUAAACCUAGAAAGCAGGCUUCAAAGAAAAAAGGAGGUGAUGAGGCUGAGGAUAAUGAUGGUGAUGAAGAUGGCGUUGGUGAUGAACCUACGAAUGAGGAAGAGGAAAGCACUAAAAUUACCAAGCCUAAGAAGGGGGGAAACCCUAGAGGUCGUGGUAAAAAGCCCCCUAUGAAAAGAAAAGCCAAAGAGAGCGAUGAUGAUGAUGAUGAUGACAGUGGUGGUAACAAUGAUGUUAGCAGUGAAGAGGAUGAUGAAGAUCCGACAGAGAAAGGUAGGAAGGUUAAAACUAAUACUAGUAACAAACAAGCGAAGACUGUGAAGACAUCCAAGCGAGCAGUGAGUAGUCAAGAUGGUAAGAAGCCUAAGAGAGCAAAGUAGGUAGCUGAUGAAUCAUUUAACGUCUCCAGAUGUCUGCCCAAGUUUUGUAAGAAUGGAAGGGCGGUGUCAUGUUCUUGUAACUAGUAUUGCUUGUUCAACCUUGUUAUUAGAUCACACUUGGCUUAAAUUCUGAAUCGGCGGCUACCUUGUACUGCAGCUGUUUGUUGCAGGGUAUUUUGAAAAUUUUCAGUGUGUUUUAAGUUA